Esox lucius (northern pike) is the source of this 508-nucleotide messenger RNA. It is a transcript of the gene mrps18c, whose product is annotated as mitochondrial ribosomal protein S18C. Gene Ontology annotation, cellular component: ribosome; mitochondrial small ribosomal subunit. The coding region runs from base 42 to 443 and encodes 133 amino acids. Gene Ontology annotation, biological process: mitochondrial translation. The transcript has 6 exons. NCBI's taxonomy places the organism in Eukaryota, Metazoa, Chordata, Actinopteri, Esociformes, Esocidae. The record is from RefSeq and is a predicted model, not a curated record. Gene Ontology annotation, molecular function: structural constituent of ribosome; small ribosomal subunit rRNA binding.
UACGUCAAACAACAUCCUGUCCUUUCCUUCACAGGUCAAAAAUGAUUGCGCUCCGACGAUUUCGAUCUUUACAAUUUCCAUUUACGCAGUUUGCAGGCACACCAGAAGAAUGUCUCAGAAGUCUCUCAUCCUCGGCCAGUGUUAUCCAGAAGAGUGAUGACAUGCCUUUACAGAUGGAGAAUCCCUACAAACAACCUCAGAAAGGCUGCAUUCUCUGUAACAUCACAGUGGACUUCAAGAAUGUUCAGCUGCUGUCACAGUUUAUAUCCCCGCACUCAGGAAGAAUUUAUGGCAGGCACAUAACAGGACUGUGUGCUAAGAAACAAAGGGAGAUAUCCAAAGCUGUAAAGAAAGCCCAUUCGAUGGGAUUCAUGUCUGUAACCCACAAAGACCCACAUUUUAUGAAAGAUCCAAACGUCUGUGACGUCCGGCACUUGGAGUAACUUUCACUGUGUACUAGUCUAGCAUAAAUACUGUAACUUGUAUUAAAAUAUUUCUCAAUAUGUCA